This is a messenger RNA of Megalops cyprinoides (Indo-Pacific tarpon), 862 nucleotides long. It is a transcript of the gene pdzk1ip1, whose product is annotated as PDZK1 interacting protein 1. The coding region runs from base 151 to 501 and encodes 116 amino acids. NCBI's taxonomy places the organism in Eukaryota, Metazoa, Chordata, Actinopteri, Elopiformes, Megalopidae. The transcript has 4 exons. The record is from RefSeq and is a predicted model, not a curated record.
AGAAUGAUCUUUUGAAAACAGGGCUGGUCUUCAGGCCAGAAACUGCACGCUCCACCUAGAGCCACAGCACAUUCCUAGCAGUUCACACGCACCUGUUUUUUCCCCGAUUUGUUGGAGCUACUUCUUGAGGUUUUCUAAACAUCAGUGGCAAUGAGGCAAGCUGUUGCAGUGUUUCUCUGGCUUUUGUUGACACUGGGGAAUGUCUCAGCCCAAGACGGUUCUCAAGGAACAGCCACACGGACACUGCCAAAUUGGCUGACUGGAAUUAUUGCAGUGGCUGUCUUCCUCUUCCUUGUCUUUGUUGCCUUCCUGGUCAACAAGGCGUGGUGUGAGACGCCAAGUCGGGAGUCAAAGGCAGAGCCAGUGAAGACUAAUGAAUACUCCAUGACCAACGGAACUCACUAUGACACCACCCUGGAUAUGGUCAGGUCCAAUGAGAAUGAGAACGCAUAUGAAAAUGUGACCAUUCAGGACAGUGAUGAAAAAGUAACAGCCAUGUGAUUUAUGCUACACCUAUAGGAGACCCUCUUCUUCUCUUGUGUGCCACCCAUUUUUCUGAGCACGCUAUAACUAUAACACACAUCACAUGAAUGUACUGACAUACCUUUUAAAACGGCCACAUUACUGUCUAUUUCUCCUCUCCUUGCUUUGGGUGAAUUAAGACAAACCUGAUUUAAGUACAGACCUGAUAAACUUAACAUGAUUCCUGCUCUGAAGAUAAACAGAGAUUGAGAGAGAGAAAAUGAUGAUUGAGUCAAUUUUGGUGAUGAUCAAAUAAACAUAUUCGUGAAGUAAUAAAAACAACAGUGGCUUAAAUGAUAGUGAAUAUGACAUGGACAAUUAACACCAAGUAAAACAACUC